CCUCUACGGUACCUACUCUACCUCGUAGGAUGGAAGUUGAGUAGAAUACGUAGUCGAUGGCAGCGUCACCAUGGAAGAGCAGUUUUUCUUCGCACAUCCACCACACGGACGCAAACACCAUCCACAGAUCCAUCCAUCCAUCCGUCCAUUUAACUGCCCGUCCAUCCACCCGCCCGCAUCUCUCGUGUGCAGUAUGCAAUGCACGUAACUACAUAACCACUCUACAUGAGUUUCUAUCCAGCCAUGCCCACGGUGCACGGAGGGGAGAAUCGGGAGGUGACAAUCGGGAGUCUACUCUACGUCUUCAUCUUCGUCUGUGCGGCGGCGGCGGCGGCGGCGGGGGAGCGGUCGACGGUCGUGAUUCGUGAACGAAUCGCACGCACAGAGAGACGUACACACACACAUACACACGCACACACCGGUUGCGGCACCACCCCCAUUCGUCCGGAUCCGAGGAGGAGGAAUUCUCCUCUCCAUCUUGGAUGUUUUUUUCCUUCCUUUUUCCUUCUUGAAUCUUUUCUUUUUUCUUCGCGUUUGCGAGCUGCUGCGUCUCCGGCGCUCGUUCGCGAGCUCGCUGGAAUCGAGAUCGAAACGAAACAAACUGGACUACGAGAACGGGAACGGGAGAAGGAAAAAGACAAGAAAAGAAAGAAAACUCCGUCCCUCGAACUGCCGGGGAAUAUCGGGGUCGAGUUGUGUUCAUGUGGUGUGCACUGGGUGCUCUAACCAAGUAACCAAGGACCUAACCAAGCAACCAAGCAGCA
Messenger RNA from Tricharina praecox, 764 nucleotides. RefSeq lists its product as uncharacterized. NCBI's taxonomy places the organism in Eukaryota, Fungi, Ascomycota, Pezizomycetes, Pezizales, Pyronemataceae. The coding region runs from base 226 to 726 and encodes 166 amino acids. The transcript has a single exon. The record is from RefSeq and is a predicted model, not a curated record.